This is a messenger RNA of Carya illinoinensis, 1549 nucleotides long. RefSeq names its product microtubule organizer protein 1-like. The record is from RefSeq and is a predicted model, not a curated record. The transcript is spliced from 5 exons. The coding region runs from base 231 to 1256 and encodes 341 amino acids. NCBI's taxonomy places the organism in Eukaryota, Viridiplantae, Streptophyta, Magnoliopsida, Fagales, Juglandaceae.
UCGACCGUUGCUACUUCCUAAGCCCUUCUAUUCCUUUAACGGUCAUAUUUUGCACUCUCAAACAUCUUCUCCGUCUUCUUUCUUUCUUCUUCUUCUCCUCCUUCUUUUGCGUUGCGAAUCUUGCGAUUGCUCAGCCGUAUCUCGCACUUCAACAGUCUUAUUUUACUCUGCUACUGGAAUUUUCUUCUUCUUCUUAGUUUAUUAUUACUAUUACUGUUAUGUGACUUGGUAUGGGCAAGAAUAAAGGCUCCGAAAUCUCCUCCUAUCGACGGAAAUGGGACAAGAUUUUCCACGGUCUCGUGGAUAUGUUGCAGAGCCAACAGGCACAGCUCGAGACCCUCGCUAUUGAGAGGAAACUUCUAGAAGACCGUAUCAGAGUGCAACACGAGCGAUGGAUCUCGGACGUUCGCCUCUACGAAGACCGGAUUUCUCAGAUGAAUGGAGAUUUGCUAGUGCAAGAAAUGACACACUCGCUCGAGGCGGCCAAGUCAGAUUUUGUCGCGAGUGUGAAGCGGAGAGAGGCUUUUCUCGAAAACUUGAAAUUAGAACAUGCAGAGAGUGAGUUGGCAGAUUUCAAAGCAUGGCUUGACUACCUUUCUCAUAAAUCCUCUGACCCAAAAGCAGAAGAGCAGUGUUCUAAGAUAUUGGAAGGUGAAGUAAGGAGGUUAAAGCAUGAAUAUCAGAAGCUUGCCUCGGAAAAGAGUUCCGAGGUAUCUGCGCUGUUGACAGAGAAGGACCUUCUGUGGAAGCAGUAUAAGAUUUUGGAGAAUGAUUACAGCAAUAAAUUAAGGAGUCAUCAUUCUGAAGUUACACAAGCUAAUGAGACGAUAACAAAGCUGCUUGGCAAUAUGGAGCAACUGCAGUCACUGAAUGAUAAAAAGGAUGAAAUGAUAGCAAGACUUAGAAAUAAAGUGACUAAGAUGGAGGUUGAUACAACUAAAUUAAAUGAAGAAACUUUCAGACUCUCCCAAGAGUUGGAUUCGCUAAAGCCAUCUAGAGUUGUGGCUGAAGUUACACCUAUUUUAAAUCGUUGUUCAGCAGGAGCUAAACCCUGUUUGGGAGCCAAGAAUAGUGGCAGAAGUAACACAAAUGUCAAAAAAGAAUCAUCUGCUGCUCAAGUCCCUGAUUCUGUGAAGGAAAAUGAAAAGGGAAGCAGAGGUUCAAAGAGAAAAGGAGCUGUUGUUAUCUCCAUUUCAGAGACCCCAAAAUUGUUCUCAUCCAACUUCAAGGUUCCAAAGCUGAAGGCGAUAAGAUGAUGACUCUUGAACAGCAUCUUCCAUCCCUGCCUGUCAUUUGGAAGGGGUUGUAUAGCAGCUUAAUUGUCAUUUGUUAUUUGUUUGUUGAACUUUUACUUAUGGCUAAUGUUGUGAUAGCCUAAUACUUCUAUGUAACUAUUAUUUAGUCGUAGUCUGAUUUUGUCUGCUCAUUGCUUUCAAUGAGUAGAACAACAUAUAUUAAUUUUCCUUGUAUGUAACAUAUAUUAAUGUUCAUACUCAUAUUGAGGUAGUGCACAGGAACCGGCCCUCCAGGGUCGAUCUAUUUUCGCUCA